AUGUUCAACAGAAUAAUGAAAAGAGGGCACAAAAAGCCCUCCAAGCCGGAGGCCGUCGAAACUCCGGUGCCGACGACAUCGCCGUUGCCGAACGUAACCGUCAACCACGCCUCCCGAGCGACAGCUCCGGCGCCACAGCCAGCGCAGCCGGUGUCCCACACGGUGGUGCCGCCGAACCCCGGCGUUGUCGAGGUCUUGCCGAUGGUGAAGGACGUGCCAUUGCCCGAAAGGCACGCCAUGUUCAUAAGGAAGCUCCAAGUCUGCUGCAUCUCCUUCGAUUUCGCUGACACGAUGAAAUCGGUCCGCGAGAAGGAGAUCAAGAGACAAACAUUGUCGGAGCUCGUCGAAUUGGUGCAUUCGGGAUCGUUCAAAAUGAACGAGAUCAUGCAAGAGCAGCUCAUCAACAUGAUCUCGAUCAACAUCUUCCGGCCGCUCCCGCCGGCGGCACACGAGACCACCGGCGCGGCAGGCGGAGAUCCAGAAGAGGAAGAAAUCUAUAUGGAACCGGCAUGGCCUCACUUGCAAAUUGUCUACGAAUUGUUAUUGAGAUACAUAGUUUCGUCGGAUACCGACAUUAAAAUCGCCAAGAGGUAUAUCGACCACUCAUUCGUGCUCAAAAUGCUCGGCAUCUUCGACUCGGAGGAUCCUCGCGAAAGGGAGUAUUUGAAGACCGUCGUUCAUAGGGUCUACGCAAGGUUUAUGAUCCAUCGACCCUUUAUAAGGAGUUCGAUCAACAAUAUCUUGUGCCGGUACAUGUUUGAGACCGAGAGGUACAAUGGGAUCGUGGAAUUGUUGGAUAUUAUAUCGAGCGUGAUAACGGGGUUGGUGUUGCCGAUCAAAGAGGAGCACAAGUUGUUCUUAGUGCGCGUACUUAUACCAUUGCACAAGUCGAAGGGGAUUGCAUCUUUCCAUCAACAGUUGUCUUGUUGCAUAACACAAUUUGUCGAGAAAGAUUACCGGUUAGCGGAUAUUGUCAUAAAGGGUGUGCUUAAGUAUUGGCCUCUUUCCAACUGUGGUAAGGAGGUUCUUUUCCUCGGCGAAAUCGAAGAGAUUUUGGAGGCGACGCAGUCGCCGGAGUUCCAACGGUGCAUGGUUCCGUUGUUCCGGCAAGUCGCGCGAUGCAUAAACAGCCCACAUUUCCAGGUGGCUGAGAGAGCUCUUUUCAUGUGGAACAAUGAGCAAAUAGUCGGCUUGGUUGCAGAGAAUCGACACGUGAUUCUACCGAUCAUAUUCAGCGCAUUAGAGCAUAAUAUUCAAGAUCAUUGGAACCAGGCAAUUAGCGGGUUGACCACCAACGUGCGCCGGAUGUUUUUGGAAAUGGACGCCGAGCUGUUCGAAGAGUGCCAGCAAAAGCACGAGGAAAAGGAGGCGAGCGCAGGAGCAGUCGAAGAGCGGCGCCUCUCUACUUGGAGGAGACUAGAAGAAGCUGCUGGAGCUCACCAUUGA
This is a messenger RNA of Andrographis paniculata, 1446 nucleotides long. Its product is annotated as serine/threonine protein phosphatase 2A 57 kDa regulatory subunit B' beta isoform-like. Lineage: Eukaryota; Viridiplantae; Streptophyta; Magnoliopsida; Lamiales; Acanthaceae. The transcript has 2 exons. Gene Ontology annotation, cellular component: protein phosphatase type 2A complex. Gene Ontology annotation, biological process: signal transduction. The record is from RefSeq and is a predicted model, not a curated record. Gene Ontology annotation, molecular function: protein phosphatase regulator activity. The coding region runs from base 1 to 1446 and encodes 481 amino acids.